CCCGCGACUGACUUAGAAAUCGUGAACAGGGCAGUGUCGCUCGACGGCGUUACGCGUGAUGCUGCCCUCGCCGGGAGACCGUUCCCCGGACCCCUCAUCAGGGGGAACAUAGGAGAUCGUUUCCAGAUCAACGGGAUGAAAGAGCUUUCCAAUGAGAGUAUGGCGAUAGCUCCGAGCAUCCAUUCGCACGGUCUGCUUCUGCACAUGUCCAAUCGUGCGGUCGGUGCGGCAUUUGUGACCUAUUGC
This is a messenger RNA of Dichomitus squalens LYAD-421 SS1, 246 nucleotides long. RefSeq lists its product as uncharacterized. The transcript is spliced from 3 exons. The record is from RefSeq and is a predicted model, not a curated record. Gene Ontology annotation, molecular function: copper ion binding. The annotation marks the transcript as partial. Lineage: Eukaryota; Fungi; Basidiomycota; Agaricomycetes; Polyporales; Polyporaceae.